Molecule: messenger RNA, 2247 nt
Organism: Salvelinus fontinalis (brook trout)
Lineage: Eukaryota; Metazoa; Chordata; Actinopteri; Salmoniformes; Salmonidae
Product: protein phosphatase 1 regulatory subunit 15B-like
Exons: 3
Coding region: 239-1864 (541 amino acids)
Biological process (GO): response to endoplasmic reticulum stress
Cellular component (GO): protein phosphatase type 1 complex; endoplasmic reticulum
Molecular function (GO): protein phosphatase regulator activity
Source: RefSeq, a predicted model, not a curated record
UGAUUAUUUAAGGAUAGUGUCGUCGCAAUCGUUCCACAUUCACUCUACUACAACAUCACAACUGAAAAUAUGCCUGCACUACUAGUCAACAUUUGAGAUAUUUUAUAUACGUAGAAGUAAUACUUAAGGGGGAAAUGAAGCCUUUUCAUACAGUACGACAACUGACGAGGGAGAUUAAUCUAGUUGUUUUCGACGAGCGAUAUCAGAAUACGUGAGGAUAAUUCUUCGAAUCAUAGACAUGGCUCGAGUUAAAAUGGCAUCAAGUGGCAUCAAUUCUUCGACUAGUUCUCCUCGAACUGCGAUGGAGAGGUUUGGCGACGGUGGUAUGGCACUCCUACCGUGGAUCAUGCAUAUACUGACCGUACAGUGGGAACAACUACGGUUGUUGGUCCCUGUCAUUUACUACAGUUUCUUGUCAGGUUUCCAUAUGUUCAGGUUUGAAGUUCACCUAAGAAUCAACUCUGUCUCUGGAAAUUCCCACACAGGGGCCUUUCUGUCCAGCCUACAGGCUGAGGCGAUGUACUGCAGUUUGGUGGACGACUUUGUGUCCCAUGCCAGGAUGGAUAGCGAUUAUGGACUUUACCUUGGACACCACCCCAGCUGGAAACUGGGCUUUCCAGGUGACUGUAACCUGUUAGUGAGCAGCACUGAUUGUAGCUCCAGCUUGGAUGAAAUGUCUCGCAACAACAAGGAGAAAGCGUUUGACUUCAAAACCAAACAUGACACCACCGAAGAUGAUCUGAGUGUUUACUGGGGUAAAGAGGAUGACCGAAACCGUGGAGCGUUUGACAGUGAGGACAGUAAAGCACUUUGCGAGUCCCUGGCCAUCUCCAGCGACCCUUACAAGCCCUUCUCUUUCCCCCUCUGCAAUUCAAGCUGCUCCAAUAUGGGGGAAACAAAAAGUGAAGAUCAAUUUGGCGGCGGCCUUGACUGUAACUUGUCCAGUCGGCCGGGUGAAGAACUUCAAGAGACCCUCGGUGGCUUGAACAUCUGGACCAGUCGUUCAGAUAGCGAAAGCAGCUGGGGGAGUUCUGAUGGUUCGUGCGCAGACCUGGACGAAGAGGAGAGCGAGAGGCUCUGGGAGCUCUUCACCAGCCCCGUCGACCCAUACAACCCCCUGUGUUUCACGGCAUCUGUAGCCAGCUCAGUCCCUCACACAGACAAAACACUUACACACUCCCAGGAGGCUGAAAGGGCCUCAGUCCUGACCUCAUGUUCUUCUGACAUCGUUGACAGUGAGACCCCUGGCCCUUCCUCCUCUGAUGACACAGAGGAGCAGCUAUGGAGGUCCUGCUCCCAAAAUGAAGACCAUUACCACCCUCUGAACUUCCGUGCCUGCCUCCAGAGCUCCCCUACAACCACAGAGCCACCUGCCUUCAGCACUGGAGACCCACUCACCCCACAGACCUGUCCCACACAGACACCACCUGGCCAGGGUAAGCAGAGGGACGUUGUGGCCAAAAGCUUCCAAACAACCAGGCACACAAAGCCUUGUCUACCCAAGAGACAGUUAAAUCAGCAUGACCACCCAGCUACUACACUAGUGCCCUGGAGGAGACCUGAAGCUAAAGUAACAGGAGGACAAGGACAACCUCAGGAGAAGUUCAACCACCCUCUGAAAAAGGUGCGGUUCUCACCACUUGUCCAGGUCCAUGUGAUGCAUACUUGGCCCUUUGCCCAGCAGAUGUCUCGCAAAGGACCCUGGGAGGAACUAGCCCGCGAUAGAGACCGGUUCCGAAAGAGGAUCCAGGAAACGGAGCAGGCCAUUGGUUACUGCUUCAGUAAAUCACACAGAGACACGAUUCGGGCAAAUUUGCUAAGCACUUCAACAUCAGCCCAUUCAAUACCAGUCCAUGAGCUCUAAAUGUUUUACCAUACCUUCCUAAUGAGAACUUUUGAUUGGUUGCGAUGAAACAUGGUUUUAGGUCAAUUAUAAUGAAAAGAUGGUGGUCCUAGGCCAAUAGGAUUUGGCAUCAAAUUCUACCUGCACUGUACCUCAACACUGUUGCACUGGUUUUUAUAUUGGAUAUAGUUAUUAACCUCAUCAUGAAUGUAUGUAAUGUUAUUUUGUAUGCCUUACAAUGUAAUUUAUUAAUGCCCUAUUGUGCUUGUUUAAAGUGUUUGAAUUUGUACCAUUUUGAAAUGUUCAUCUUUAUACAGAUAAGUGGUGUAUUUAGGACUAAAAUAAUUAACAGAUGGUAUUUGUGAUCAUACUGUAGUUAAUAAACAACCUGUUUGACACCAUAA